This is a messenger RNA of Stegostoma tigrinum, 3016 nucleotides long. RefSeq names its product RAD1 homolog (S. pombe) (gene rad1). The record is from RefSeq and is a predicted model, not a curated record. Gene Ontology annotation, molecular function: 3'-5' exonuclease activity. NCBI's taxonomy places the organism in Eukaryota, Metazoa, Chordata, Chondrichthyes, Orectolobiformes, Stegostomatidae. Gene Ontology annotation, biological process: DNA repair; DNA damage checkpoint signaling. Bases 602 to 1444 code for a protein of 280 amino acids. The transcript is spliced from 5 exons. Gene Ontology annotation, cellular component: nucleus; checkpoint clamp complex.
AAAAUAGGUGACAGGUUUAGACAGAGGAUCUGGGAUCGGCAAAAGCUUGGAGGGCCGAAGGGCCUGUUCUUGUGCUGUAAUUUUCUUUGUUCUUUUUUUGUAUGACUACACUGGAGAGGUUACAGAGGAGAUUCACCAGGAUAUUGCCUGCAAUGAAAAGUAUCAGUUCUGAAGGACAGGUUGAGUUUGUUUUAUUUAGGGUACAGGAGGCUGAGUUUGUUUUAUUUAGGGUACAGGAGGCUGAUGGAGUUGCACAGAUUUAAGAGAGUUGUUAGAAGACAUAAACGAUCCCUGGAGGAGGGUCAUUUUGACAGCAGCAACAGGUUGUGUUUGAUAGUUUGGCGGGCGCGGCGCCAAAGGAGGGAAUUGAACAGACAAAGCUGAAGGACAGCCCGAGCGUUGCACAGGCACAACGGGCUGAAUGGCCUCCUACGGUUUCAAUGGUGAUUGAAUGGUUUAGUUGGCUGUAAGUGCCGAAGAUUUAUUCAUCAAUUCAAACCUGUUGUAUCUGUCUGCUGCCUGGAGCUGAGACUCCGCGGAAGCAGCUGCGGCCUAACCGUGACUGAAGCCUGGGCCUGGAGUUUUACCGAUCGUGGGCGCAAUGCCUCAGCCCAGGCCUGAGGCGGGAGCCGAACGGUUUGUUCUCGUCGCCAGUUUAGAAAAUGUGCGGAAUCUGUCAAAUCUGCUUAAAGCCGUUAAUUUCCGAGACCAGGCGACGGUGUUCGCCUCCGCUAACGGCAUCAGGGUGACAGCUGAGGCCGCCAAGAGCGUCCAGGGGAACGCGUUCAUCCAGGCAUGUAUAUUUCAAGAAUUUCGAAUUGAGGAGGACUCUGUGAUGUUUGUAAUAAAUCUAACAGUUCUCCUUGACUGUCUCACAAUAUUUAGUGCAAGUUCCCUGCCAGGAGUGACAACAGCCCUGAGGAUGUGUUAUCGUGGAUACGGAUAUCCAUUGACACUGUUUCUGGAGGAGAGUGGUGUGGUAACUGUCUGUAAGAUUCAGACUCAGGAACCAGAGGAAACACUUGACUUUGACUUCUGUAGCACAAAUGUUGUGAAUAAAAUAAUUCUGCAAUCAGAGAGCCUUCGGGAGGCUUUUGCCGAGCUUGAUAUGAGCAGUGAGGUGCUACAGAUCACAAUGUCUCCAGAAAAUCCCAAUUUCAGGUUAUCUACUUUUGGGAAUGCAGGAAGCACACACUGUGAUUAUCCGAAAGACUCUGAUAUGAUUGAGGCAUUCCAUUGCAACCAGACUCAAUGUAAUAGGUAUAAAAUCUCAUUAUUGAAGCCAUCUAUUAAGGCCUUGGCUCUGUCCUGUAAAGUUUCGCUCCGUACAGAUAACCGUGGAUUUCUGUCCUUACAGUAUAUGAUCCGGAAUGAAGAUGGACAGAUCUGUUUCGUAGAAUAUUACUGUUGUCCUGAUGAAGAAGUUGGGGAGUUUGAGUCAUGAUGUUCAGCUGUUUAUCUCUUUGUUUGUCAAAGAAUAUGGGAACAGGAGUAGGCAAUUCAGCCCCUGAAGUCUGCUUCACCUUUCAAUAAGAUCGUGUGACCUUUGGUCUGAGCUGUGGCCUAACUCCAUAUGUAUGCUUUGGGCCCAUAUCCCUUGAUGCCUUCACUUAAUAAAAAAUUCUUAAUUUUAGAUUUCAAUGUAACAAUUGAAUUAAUGCUGGCUGUUUGAGCAAGAGAGUUCCAAACUUCCACUAUUCUUUGCAUGUAUAAGUGCUUUCUAACAUCUCUCCUGAAUGGCCUGGUUGUAAUAUUUACAGUAUGCCCCAUGGUUCGAGAGUGUUCAACCAGUGGAAAUACUUUAACUAUCCUGCCUUAACCUGUUACUGUCCUGAAAGCAUUGAUUAUAACACCCCUUAACCUUAUAAAUUCUACAGAAAACAGGCCUAAUUUGCCUAAUCUCUCCUCCAUAAUUUAACCCCUAAAUUCAGGGAUCAAAAUUAUAAACCUGUGUUGAACUCCUUUUCAGGGCCGAAAUAUUGUUCCUAAGGUGUGAUAUUGAGAUCUGCAUUACAACCGCAAGACUAAGUACCAUUCCUCUUUCCAGAAGCUGCAGAGGCUAAACUCUGAAGCAUUGCCCAGCCUGAAUUUGACUGUGACAUCUCCUGAUUUUGCUCCUUAUCCCUAGGGUGAUGUCAGUUUAUGCUGAAGUUUUGGUAAAUGUGUCAAUUGUGUUUGAGGUGUAAAUAUGGGACUGUGAAGUAUUUGCAGUAGUUUUGUCGGCUGGUAGAGCUAUUUUGUGUUGAGACCUUGUGUUGAUUUUUCUGAAGUGGAAUUCUGAAAUCAUCACUCAGAUCUUUGAAGGCACACAGAAAUAGCUUUGAUACUUACUUGCCUUUCGGUGAUUGGUGAUGGCUGGGUAGAAAUGGGUGAGAUUGCUGAAGAAGGUAUAUGACCCAAUAACAAGACAAUGAUGAGAGAGGGAGAACAAUAUAUGUUAUCAUUGAAUGAAAUUUUUUUUAGACAAGCGGUCUUGCAGCUUUUUAAUUGAUAAUUUGCUAAUUUGUGCUCUUGCGUCAGUGUGAUUUGAUGUUGUCCUUUGUUCUAACAAUGUAAAGUUUGUAAAAGCGUUUUGCUUUGUAGCUGAUUUUAAGAUUUGAAGAAACUAAUUUAAUUCAUAUCUUGAAUUGCUGUUGGGAGGCCUGUAGUGCAGCCCCAGCAUUGUUACUGCACCCUUCCUAUUUCCACCCUAGUCCAUCCUUUCCAUUUGGAUCAUACAGCACAAUUUGACCCAUUGUGCCAAUACUAGUUCUUUGAAACAACUAUUUAGGUAAUUCCAUUCCCUCACUCUUUCCCCAAUUCCUCCCUGAAAUUUGCUUUUGAGUCUGCUUCCAUUACCCUAUGUGAAAAUGCUUCUUUUUGGCAUAGAUUUUUUUUGUAUCAUGUCAACACUGGUUUAAUUGUUUUUAAGAUAUACAUAUGAUUUUGUCCAUUAAAAUUCUAUACAAGAAUCAAAAGUUUUCACUAAGCACAACUUUAAAUACUUAGGUCUGUUUCUGAAACUUAUUUUGCUGAA